AUGUCUCCCAAAACUUUCCAUCUCUUCCCACAGCUCCCGUGUGAGCUCCGGCUCCAAAUCUGGGAGUCAGCAAUCAAAAAACCGACGACACAUAUUUACGAUUCUUCAGCAUGGGACUGGGACAGUUUUGGCGUAGAAAGUCUGAUGCCACAGGCUCAGAAGAAGCAAUCCUACGGCAUAAACUACGUAAGCCUUGAUGAAAGGGGCGAUUAUGUUCCUCUAGAUUGCAGUUGGAAUAAACUUCUCCCGGCCAACCGCUCUGCCUACCUCUGGUACGCAGGCCUAUGGAUGGCCUGCAAAGAGUCUCGUGAGGUCAUGCGAAAUCACUGGUUCAGCGACCCGAUCUACAAAGAGAAUCCCGAGUAUGUGGACAAGAAAGUGAACGGCGGUCUGAGGAAAUGGUUUUAUGGCAAUGAAGAGGAAGUAGAUGUGAUUUGGAAUGAGUGGGAUCGAAAAACAGAAGCGUAUGAGCCAUGGCUCAUGGCUACGUCCCUCGGGGACAUGUUCUGCAUUACUCCGGACAAUCACAGGCCCCUAGCCCGGUUCAGGCUCUCCUUGGAACGCGCUAAUAUUGGUAUUCUUGAGUAUGCUGUCGAGUUUGACCCGGCUUGGACCUCUGAACUGGCUGGUCUCGAAAAGUAUCAACCGACGGACCGUUUAUCACCUACUUUAGCCUUCGCCAUCAAAGUCAUUUGCCAAAUAGCAACUGAGGAAAUGAUUCUACCGCCGUUUCUCCAUCUUAUCGACAGAUUCUCUGGCUGGAAGAGAAUUGGCAACGCCGAAGAACCCUCGGUGUAUUACGAUUGCGAACAUGAGUAUAUCCGAAUCGACCCGAGCAAUUCUCUGGACCCAAAUCGUCUUGUCCGACACACUCCCAUGCUCAGGUUCUUGGACCAGGUCGAUCGGCUUCUGAAAACUACAUUGACCUGGAAACGAAAGACAUCCCCUUGGGCUUGGGGUGAUUACGGGCUUCCGCCGGAUGGGUUGUCUGUGCGGAAAUUGGUUCGGGUCAUGGCCAGGUGUGACAACGAGGUGGUGCCCAAGAUUACAAGAGGCAAUGCUAUGCGGCCCCAGACGAAGAAGGCUGCCUCGGUAACUUCGUCACAUGGGAAAACCGUAAAGGGAAAGCCAGCUGUGCGAUGGAGAUGGUAG
Fusarium mangiferae is the source of this 1152-nucleotide messenger RNA. RefSeq lists its product as uncharacterized. Bases 1 to 1152 code for a protein of 383 amino acids. Lineage: Eukaryota; Fungi; Ascomycota; Sordariomycetes; Hypocreales; Nectriaceae. The transcript has a single exon. The record is from RefSeq and is a predicted model, not a curated record.